CUUCAGUCCUCUUUUUGGCCUUGCUGGAGGUGCACGUGCUUCUUGUCCUGUUACUUGGUGUUACUGGGUAGCUGCAUAGGGGUUCUGGCUUGAUGACCCUGUGCCGUGUGCUAAACACUGCCAGGCCUGCUUUGUGGUUGCCCUCAACUCCAGCCUUGGUUUCUCCUGGGGACUAAUCCUAUUCUUACUCAUAGGUGUUUUGGGAGCAGGAGUGAGAUAUGUGUUCAUUAAAUGUCGUACCUGCAGAAGAAAAUCGAAGACUGCCAUCUUGGACCACUCAUGGUGAUGGAUUUCAGUGCAGCCCCACUCAUCUUUGGGAACUUUACCAUUCUGCCAGCAUUUCCGCUUCAGUAGUUGCUGAUAUUUUCCCCAGGCAACGUGCUCCAUGGCACCUUCUUCAGAGGCAACCUGGAUUGAUGUCAGAACAGCGAGGUAGAAGGUGCCAAUGUGAAUCCUCCAUCUGUAAGCAGUGAGGAUGGUUGAUGGAUCUCCACACAGCACCUUCUUCUGACUGAUCACAAUCCAUUUAACUAGUUGGCUACCUGAAGAUGAAAUGAGCUGGAAAACUGCAUGAAGUAGGCUUUCAGAAUUUGUACUGGAAUCUGCUUCCCAAUAAUCUGUGUGGAUUUUUCCAGCAUCAAAAUAUUUCUACAAAUUGAUUUGGUCCUUAGAAGGCUCAGCUGUGGGGAAUCCAAAGCUGAAUACAGAAACCCCAGGUCACCACAUUUGGCUGCCCCAAGUGAAUCAUUAGUGCUCUCAGCAACUCAACUGGUUUUGUAUUUAUUCUAAAUUUGGAAGUACUGCACCAUUUGGACAGCACGAUUACCUGACAGAAACUACAGACACGUCAGCUUUACACCCUUCUAACAGUGGGAUUAGUUCUCGGACUAGCUGCUGUCCUGUGGUUAAUGUGGGAUGGGAGAGCUGAAAAUCAUAGGAAUGCAUUACCUUGGAAGAACGCCGAUUUCCUGCUCACAGAAGAAAGCUUCCUGCAUGGGUGAUGGACAGAGACUAUGGAUAUGCCUGGGAAUGUGUUUAGUACUAAGGAUGCUGACACUCCACGUCUGCAAGCCGUUGAAUUCUUAUCAGCCACCACAGGGCAAGUGAUUGGUUUCAGAGAAUGAAUGGAGCCCGCUAUGGUUGCAUGAUAUGGACCUUCUCAAAUCAGCCUUCCAUGUUGGAGGGUCCUGCUGAAAGGUGGAAUGGUCAUUGAAGAGGUGCCAGCUUUGACCAAGAGAGAACAUAAAUGGGUCCUAUGAACAGCCUCCUGUGUUCCACCUAAGAAAGAAACAAAAACCUUUCAAGACCUGCAGCACAAAAGAAAAGCUCUACAAAAAGAGACACCUUCAGAGCAAAAAUGAGCUUUGAGAGAGCCUACAAUGCCUUUAACAUCAGCAAUAGCACAGAUCUAGCUAUUGGAUUUACCUCUUCCACAGUAGCUGUUCUUCUAUUUGGGACAAAUUUUGUGCCAGUUAAAAAAUACGAUACUGGUGAUGGAAUGUUCUUCCAAUGGAUUCUCUGUGCUUCCAUAUGGAUAGUUUCUUUGGUGGUCAAUUUAAUCCAGAAUUGCCCCCGCUUUUGGCCUUUGGCUAUGGUAGGAGGCUUCCUGUGGGCUACAGGCAACAUCACAGUUGUUCCUAUUAUUAAAACCAUAGGCUUAGCUCUUGGUCUUUUGAUAUGGGCUUCUUUCAAUUUGCUGACAGGCUGGGCAAGUUCCAGGUUUGGAUGGUUUGGAAUUGACCCAGAAGAGGUAGCAAGACCAGUCUUAAAUUAUAUUGGAGCCGGACUUUCACUGUUAAGUGCUGUCAUAUUUUUUUUUAUCAAAACUGAAGUCCAAACAUCUUCAGCUUCAUUAGAAAGCACGCCAUUACUCAGAGAGUCUUCUGUUAAUGCUUCUGAAGACACCUCUGAUGUCUCAUGGGUGACCAAUCUUUCUCCAGUAAAAAAAAGAUUUGUAGGAUGUAGCCUAGCUGUCAUAGCUGGAGUACUCUACGGUUCCAGUUUUGUACCAGUGCUUUACAUCAAGGACCAUGGAAGAAGAAAUGGAACAAUAUAUGCAAGAGCAAGUCAAUUUGACUUAGAUUAUGUUUUUGCACACUUCAGUGGAAUAUUUCUUACAAGUACCAUCUACUUUUUGAUCUACUGUGCAGUCAGGAAAAACAAACCUAAUGUUUAUCCCCAAGCCAUACUACCAGGGUUUGUUUCUGGUUUGCUUUGGGCUGUAGCCAAUUGCUGCUGGUUCAUCGCCAAUCACUAUCUCAGUGCUGUGGUCAGCUUUCCAAUAAUUACUGCAGGUCCUGGCCUUAUUGCUGCAAUGUGGGGAGUCCUUGUGUUUAAAGAAAUCAAGGGCCUGAAAAACUACGUAUUACUCUCAGUAGCAUUUUGCAUCAUUUUGGCUGGAUCGCUCUCCACAGCUUUUUCUAAAGUUUGAAGAUCUUCUUACCAGUAGAUGGUGCUGCUGUCUUGUAUAAUCAAAAGCACAGCUGUGUGUGUCAACGACUAUUUGCAAAAUGCAUGUCCAACAUUUAGCAUAACUUUUUUCAGGGAAGUUAAGAAAAAAAAAAAAGAAAACCUUUAGCAGGAAAGAAAAUCUGGAAAUGUUUAUUUCCACAUUUCAAGGAUAUCAAAGGAUCUUAUUAAAUAAAGCCAGAUGAUUGAAUAGUUAGUGAUUUUGUUGGUUUAGGUAUGAAACUUGCAUCACCAUAAAUUCCAGUUCACUGCUGUGAUGGUGGAGAAAGGGAAUCAAUAUUCUGUGUGUGUUUACUAAUUCAUCUUAUUCCAAUGCUGUCUUACUGAUUUGACUAUAUUAUGUCUGGAAAUACUUGUGUUUUGGAACAUAAGAUUCAAAGAUGUGAAACUUGUUUCUUAUUUAGAGGCAUUAUUCUUUAAAGAUAACAAUUCAUAUAAAAAUAUUCCAAUCAUUGCAGAUUGGAAGUUUUGAAGGAAAUGCAGAAAGAAAAAAAGAAGGUACUGAAAAAUAAACUAGUGCUUGCUGCUACUGUCUUUGUUUAAAUGCCAUAACAUUAUGUAGAAAUCAUGACCAUGGUAUGAAUUGUUGGGGUUUUUAGUGAGCUCUUGUUGAGUGGACUAAAUCUGUCCAGAAAAGUUCAACACUCAGACUGCAGUCUUAGGGGGAAAAAAAAACAACAAGAAGAGCAGCAGUAUGGCUAUGUUUUCCAUCUACUUUAUAAGCUCUACUCAUAGCAUGUUGAGAUUACAUUGUAAUUUCAUUCAAGUUUUAGUCUGGAAAAAUCACAGAAUGGAUUGGGUUGGGAGGAACCUUUAAAAUUAUCUAGUUCCCACUGCUGUGUAAUCUGUCCCCAGCUGUGCUAGGAAUAAACAAGCAGCAUUGCUUGAACUAGGGGACGUAGUUUACCUCUAACCUUGACCACCUGUUUCCCAUCUUCACUACAUGAAGUAGUGUUGUAGGCCCUGUCUGUUUCUAUAGUUUCCUCUUUUGUUUGGUGCUGUGAGUAUCCUGAGUGGAGGUGUCUUGGGUUCAGAGUUUUGCUCUGUCUUGAGGGAUGCUCGUAAGUUCGUGUGUGGUGUGGGCCCAGUAUUUUUCUGCCAGAUUGGAUUGUAGGAAACAUUUGAAUCUACUAGGGCAGGAGCAACUUUGCACUUCCUCAUUUCUGCAAAGCAUUAUUUGGCUUUCUGGAACAAACCCACAUGCAAUUUUGUACAGUCUUCCAGUCUGUAUUGUAAAGCUAUGAGACGUGACAACUUAAUUGCUUAUUGUUAGGGCAGCAAUUACAAUUCUUGUUUGGGAAGACUCAAAUAUUGGCUUUGUUAAAUGUUUUUUUAGCACAUUUCCUAUUUGAUUUGCCUUUUUGCCUUGCAAAUGGGAAAAUUAAAAAAAAAAAUGAACAAACCACCAUCUCUUUGCAGCUCUUAUCUAUUAAAAAGCCAUUAUGGUAAUGCGUCAGGAGGUUUGGUUUAAACAUGUAUUUAUUCCAAACUAUCUUUUCAAGGUGGUCACGUGGAAUAUUAUGAAGAUAAGUAUUCCACUGAUUUUUGAGAUGCUCCUGAAGUUUGGAAUAUGAAAUACAGCUUUAAUGUUUAAAUGCUGAACCCACAGAGUUCUGUUUAUAGAGCUGUUUAUACACAACAGCCUGACAGCAAAUGUUUAAUGAGAGAAUAUUCUGCAGCUGAUCUAAAUGACCAUGGCUCUGCUUAUAUCAGCAAAGUUCUGUGUUUUUGUAUCAGUCAAACAACUGAAUGGAAUAUUUCUUUUCACUGUUGUUGCUUAAUUUUUUGUAUGUGUAAUUGAAAGAAAAAUCAAGUAGGAUCAAGAUGGGAAAAUGACACUUCUUGAAGAAAGUUAUAAUGUCGUAUACGUGUCUGGGACUGUUGAAUAAUGCGUAAGAAUAUAUUUGAGCUUGUUACAAGAAUUUUUCUCUGGUGAUCCUUAAAAGCAAACUAAUCCUUCAAGUACAGGUUGACAGGGAGUUUCCAAAUUAGAUUUUUGUAUGGGUGUGGUGUUUGCAACAAGGGUACUCAGCAUCACCUGUUUAGAGCUCUCACACCUUGUUAUUCCUUCCCUGUAUUCAUUAUCAAUUUGCUUUCCCAGGCUUGCAGCUCUUCUCCCAUAAUUCUUUUUAUUCCUUCAUAUUCUUUGUAAAAAUUGUUAAUAUCUAGAAAAAUAGAUACAUUCACUCCCAUGUCCUUUAAAGCAGCUAGUGAAAUGCAUUUACUAUCUCUAUAUAUGUUUCUGUGUUUUAUCUACAUUAGAAGUUUCUUUUUCAAUCACAAUUCAAGGUUGACUAAAUAUCAGUUCAACAGUCUGACCUGAUCCCUGUGCAUUUUUGCAUCUGGAAUGAAAAUAAAAUGAUAGUCAAACAAUGCAUGCUAGCAA
Lagopus leucura (white-tailed ptarmigan) is the source of this 4855-nucleotide messenger RNA. RefSeq names its product transmembrane protein 144 (gene TMEM144). The record is from RefSeq and is a predicted model, not a curated record. Gene Ontology annotation, molecular function: carbohydrate transmembrane transporter activity. Gene Ontology annotation, cellular component: membrane. NCBI's taxonomy places the organism in Eukaryota, Metazoa, Chordata, Aves, Galliformes, Phasianidae. Gene Ontology annotation, biological process: carbohydrate transmembrane transport. The transcript is spliced from 18 exons. The coding region runs from base 1358 to 2431 and encodes 357 amino acids.